AUGUUUCAGGAUGACAUGGAAAUUCCCAACGAACCGGAAAUUCAACUUCAAAAUGCAUCCAGUAAAUCAACAGAUAGCAAAAGAAACAAGUCACCGUCGUCUCCUUUGCCUUAUCACGCGGUCGAUUUACAACCGGACGCUCCGCCGAGUAAAAGACGAAAAUGUAGAGAAAACGCGAACGCGAACGCGGAGAAGGCUGCCAGCAACGCAUUGUCCUCGAAAGACACCGAAAACAAAACGUCAGAGAAUCAGACGUCGACCGGUUCGGAUCCCGUUGAAAUAAUACCCCUCAUGCCGAAUUUGAAACUGGAAAUGCCUGAAUAUUUAGUACAAGACGGAAGUAGCUGUAGUUACGAGGAUCAGAGUUUAGGAGACAGUUCAUUAAACAAGAUUGGUAUAGAGGACACGUCGUCCAAUACUCCCGACCACGAUCAGAAGCCCGACAUCAGUCAAACAUUUUAUUCAAGUAGUCAGUCUACUUCGGAUAAUCUGGAUCUCAAACAUCAACCUGCGGAUGUCGGUAAGAAGUACAAUAGACACCUACUUUCAAAACCUAGCACAUCCGGGGAAAGAUUAACGCAAGAAGCAGUGCAGGGUAAGUGUUUCUUGAUUACUAUCUUUCCCUAUGUCUGCAGAAUGCAAACGCGAUGCUUUGCCAUAUCUUUUAACAUUCACGAAGGUUCUGCUAGCAAACGGUAUUACAAUAUCUCUCGAUAGCGUUUGUUCUCGCAUAUAAUUGACCAAUGAAUAUUUGUUCAGACUUAAGUGUCGCCCUUAUGCACUUUCGAUCCCCCUUGAGGAACUAAAAGAAAUGGCAUGGCGGUGAAAUUUCGAUGUUUUGUGCCCACGUAUCGCGCGCGGUGAUACAUUCGAACCGAUUCAAAAAAGAAAAAAAAAAUUCUACACGGAACAUUGGCUGACGAUGACACUUUCACGCGCGAUUCAAAUGAAUACAUGAAAUCAAUCGAAUCUAUCAUUUCCCUUUGGUAAACACCAUGGUAUUUCUCAUCCGAGACGCGAAUGCGAUGCACGUCAAUGCGCGUUCUCUUAACGUGGAUACAAAACAGUCCUUAUUACAUCUAUACUAUCUCUCUCUCUCUCUAUACAUAUAUAUAUUAUAACUUUGAUUAGUUGAGUUUGAUGAUGAAUUGUGCGGAGUAAGAGGGAAUUAAUUUCUUUGAUCGAUUUGAGGGGAUAGUUGCGUGAAUCUCUAAUAACGCAAGUCGUACAAGAAUUGAGUAGCGUACAAGCAACAAUAGCUUCUUCACACUGUUCGAACGCGUACAAAAUUUUUGUUCCGUGCCGUUUCAUAAUGUAAAAGUUUAAAAGCAUUUCGCGGCGUUCGAACGUACAGAAACUCAUUUCCAUUUACUCGUGGACUCGAUCGUUAACAGAGAAAUAAACAGAAAAAGCAAACGAAAAAGAAAAGAAAAUGUUCGCAAGGAAAUCAGGUUCCAUUGGACAUAAUUCACG
Messenger RNA from Nomia melanderi (Alkali bee), 1473 nucleotides. Lineage: Eukaryota; Metazoa; Arthropoda; Insecta; Hymenoptera; Halictidae. The record is from RefSeq and is a predicted model, not a curated record.